AUGAUGGGAUCUGUUGGCCUGAAAGGGUCCGGCGCAGCCGCUGCAUUCGCACGCCAGAGGAUGACCGCCAUGUCCCGGUCCUCUCGACCUAUGUCCACCUUGCGGUCACAAAGUCUGCGGUUUCCUAGCCAGCGGGGCCAAUUGAAGUCAGCACUAUCCGGAAGUGCUCCCUGGCGCAUGACACCAGUUGUUCUCGGCCCGGCUGCAGUCCGAUUCAAUUCCACCUCCUCCGACAGAGCACUCCCCGAAUUUGCUUUAGAUGGCACCCUGAAAAAUGCAGUCAACAUAAAUGAUAUUACCACGAUUCCGGAGUCCAUGGGAUACCUUAAGCAGCUCGGCCUAGACUUUGGCUGGGGCUUCACGUCAACAAUGCAAUGGCUUAUCGAGCACACUCACAUCUGGACCGGCUUGCCAUGGUGGGCUAGUAUUGUGGCUGUCGGUAUUGUUACUCGUAUAGCGAUGCUGCGGCCAGUCAUUAGCGCAUCCGAGAAUGCAGCAAGAAUGACCAACGCGAAACCCAAGAGUGACCCCCUCCGGCAAAAAAUGAUCACUGCCACGAACGAAGGGAACCAGCAAGAUGCCCAGAUCGCAAGGGCCCAACUCAAGGAGAUCAACGACGAGUUCGGCAUUAAGGCAUGGAAGAGUUUUGUUCCCAUGUUGCAAAUUCCACUUGGUUUCGGAUGUUUCCGAGUCGUGCGAGCAAUGACUUCGUUGCCGGUGCCGGCCCUGGCCGCGGAAUCAGCGGGAUGGAUCAAGGAUCUGACUGUUGCUGAUCCCACUUACAUUUUGCCCAUGAUGGCUGCGGGAACGCUGUGUCUAUCUCUGAGGAAAGGUGGUGAAUCCGGCGCAAUGCCCUUGAUGCAAAGCGAAGCAGGAAAGUAUAUCAUUUAUGGUUUCCCUGUCAUGUCUUUUGCCUUCAUGGCAUUCAUGCCGAGUGCCCUGCAGCUCUACUUUGUGGCAACCGGUCUUUUCGGUCUGGGUCAGACUUACCUGAUCAACUCGGAGAGCUUCCGGAAGAGGCUGUCCCUGUCGAUCGCUCAGAAGCCAUCUACUGGACCUAAGUACUCCGCAGUCACCCAAAACACAACAAGCAAGGGGCUUCGCUCUCUGCUGGAACGACUUGAGCGGGAAAAAGCCGCGCAAGAGAAAGCACGCCUCGAGGGCACUGGAGCAUAUGCGCCGGAAGAAGGGAAAGUCAGCUUCAUUGACCGCAUUUACAAGAAAUUCGGCACAGUCGGCUCCGGCGUCUCUAAAUCGCUCUCAGAAACCCUCGGAACUGGAACAGUCGAGCAACGUCUUGCCAAGGACCGCAAGAAGCGCGCAGAUGAAUACGAGCAACAGCGAAAAGACGAGGAUGACCUCAUCCGGAGAGAGCGUAACGAAGCUCGCCGCAGGGAGCACAUGCAAACCCUGGAGAACGAAAGGACCAAGGCGAGCAAUUCUUUGAAGAAUAGCCAGGCGGCUGGUCGCAAAACUAGCGGGCGGCGUGGCUCUCGCCGUGCUUGA
Molecule: messenger RNA, 1506 nt
Organism: Penicillium vulpinum
Lineage: Eukaryota; Fungi; Ascomycota; Eurotiomycetes; Eurotiales; Aspergillaceae
Product: membrane insertase OXA1
Exons: 3
Coding region: 1-1506 (501 amino acids)
Biological process (GO): mitochondrial respiratory chain complex IV assembly; protein insertion into mitochondrial inner membrane from matrix
Cellular component (GO): mitochondrial inner membrane
Molecular function (GO): membrane insertase activity
Source: RefSeq, a predicted model, not a curated record